Pseudogymnoascus verrucosus is the source of this 2112-nucleotide messenger RNA. RefSeq lists its product as uncharacterized. Gene Ontology annotation, biological process: transmembrane transport. NCBI's taxonomy places the organism in Eukaryota, Fungi, Ascomycota, Leotiomycetes, Thelebolales, Thelebolaceae. The coding region runs from base 110 to 2053 and encodes 647 amino acids. The record is from RefSeq and is a predicted model, not a curated record. Gene Ontology annotation, molecular function: transmembrane transporter activity. The transcript is spliced from 2 exons.
AGCUCCAGUGCCGCAUCACACCACCCUUACUUCAGGUUUUGGGAGAUUUCGAUACCCUGAUCAUCAAUAUCGACUUCCUGGCCACUAGCCGUUCGAGCGUACGAGCAAGAUGUUGAAGGAGGCCAUUGAGCCGGGGACGACAGAGCACGGCAGACCAGCUAGUAGGGAUUGUCACAUCACUGAAAAACAAGAGGAAAUUCGCGAUGGUAGCAAUGGGAGCAGUGAGCAACUGUACGCCACGGAUGGAACCAUACUAGCAGAUCCAGGUGUUAGGAAAGUCGAAGCAUUCAACAAAGUCCUAUCAGAGAGCAGAUCGGGAAAACUACUACUCAUCACACUGGUAGUCUCAAUUGGGUUGACUAAGUUUGGCUAUGCUCUCGACUUCGGUAUCACAACGCAGUUCAAUGCGAUUGCAUCCUCCUCAUUUGGCCACCACGCAGAGCUCGGCGCUGUCAACACUGCCAGUGUUAUCAUCCGUGGGGUUUCGAAGCCAUUCAUUGGCAAACUUGCAGAUAUCACAUCGCGGCCGACUACCUAUGUUGUGGUUUUGGUGUUCUAUGUCAUCGGUUUUGUCGUGGCAGCCACGUGUGACAACAUCGCCGCCUACACUAUAGGCAUCUGCUUCACGGCCUUCGGUAAAUCAGGAUUGGAUUUCCUAGGUAACGUCAUUGUAGCGGAUCUGACGUCCCUGCAGUGGAGAGUGUUUUGGAAUGGCCUAUUGCUUGCUCCUUUUAUUAUUACCACAUUCAUAAACGGCUUCAUCUCUGAUGCGUUCAUCCCCGAAAAGUGGAGGUGGGGCUUAGGCAUGUUUGCUAUCAUGAUGCCAGUCCUAAUGAUUCCCGCUAUUUGGACGCUAUAUGGGAUGCAGAGAAAAGCAUACAAGCUUGGGAUGGUCAGCAUGGCCAACCCUAUGGCCACGGAAAAAAGUUGCGGUAAUCUUAAAGGUCCUGCAACAUAUCUCCACGUUGCCUGGCAGGGUAUUAUCGACAUUGACCUAGCAGGAAUCAUCCUACUUGGUUUUUCCUGGUCCCUAAUCCUUCUCCCUCUCAAUCUUGCGCAGUCAGCCAACGGAGGUUGGGAAAAUGCAAGUAUGAUUGCUAUGAUUAUCUGUGGUUUUGUAAUCCUCAUACUCUUUAGUCUCUUCGAAGUCUACAUUGCACCCAAGCCAGUCAUGACAAGAGCCAUUCUACACAACAAGGCCUUCAUGUACGCUGUCAUAGUCGACGUCUUCAACCUGAUGGCAUCAGGUUGUAAUGAGAACUAUCUCUCGUCGUAUCUGUAUAUCAUUAAAGAGUGGUCUAAUUAUGCAUGGACAAUCUUCCUAGGUAUCACAACCCUGACGAUUUCCUUCGUGGGGCCCAUUGCUGGGGUCAUCCAGCGUCUCACCCACCGUUACAAGACAAUGAUGGUAUUCGGAGGGGUGAUCAAAUUGAUCGGAUAUUCCAUCAGCAUGGGCUCAAACAUGCGCAGCACACAGUCAACAGCUGCCUUAGCUAUAUCACAAAUCCUGCUCGGCAUAGGCUCCGUGAGCGUCUUUGGUGCUCGUCUCGGUGCGCAGGCCUCAGUGCCACAUAAAGAUUUAGCAAGUGCUAUCGCCAUCGCGUCAUUGUGCGCCACUAUUGGCAACUCAGUCGGAUAUACUAUUUCAACGACAAUAUGGACAAAGCACAUGCUCAGGUACAUGCGCGAGGAGUGUCCAGUAGGGACGCCAGACUCGACACUGAGGAAGAUCUAUGGCUCCAUCUCUGUGCUACGAACAGAGUAUGGCUGGGAGGAUCCGGUUCGUCAGGGUGCGGUGGCCGCAUACACACGUACCAAUGGCCUCAUCCUCACUACGGUCUGCGUGCUGAGCGUCAUUCCCGUCAUCUUUUCUUGCUUAAUGCCAAAUUACUACCUUGGCAAACAACAGAACGCGGUCACAAAUACAGGAUUGGAUGGAGAGCUAUUGGAGGUGCCAGCGCCAGCGCCUUCCACUGAUAAAAAUGAGGAGAGCGAAGCUUAUAAACGGGGCAUUGGGUCUAAGAUCAAGAAUUUAUACUAUAAGGAAGUAUAAACUCUGGUAUAUAGAACUGUAUGUGCACUAACUACGACGACGAUUAGCUCGCUCUCAAC